AUGUUCCAGUCCGUCAUUCUCGAAAAGGAAGAUGCCAUCACGCAGGACCCUAGGGGCGUAGUUCUUACCGGAGACGCUCUCAGGAGCCUUUAUGCUCUUGGGUUGGGAAAGUACAUCUCCUCGAUCGGUCAGGAACUUCACUCUCUCAAUUUUCACACAACCUCCCCUCAGAAUAAGCCCUUCUUUGUGGUCAACCUGGAGUCGGAUAUGAUGCAGCAUGCUUUGCCGAGUACUAUCUUGCAAAGUCAACCAAAGCUGGAAUAUUUCCUUAGAGAACUGGUGUCAUCUUCGGAUUAUUGCUCUCUUCUCUCUGCCUGUGAGGUAGUUGGCCGUGAUGAACACGCGGAAGGGGUGACUGUUCACUAUCUCAAUCGCGACCAGAAAUCUUGCCAGAUCCAGGCCGGAUGGCUCGUCGGUGCGGAUGGGAAAAGGGGCAUCGUUCGCAAGCACUUUCUCGAACCCUCAGCAGGUAUCCGCCAGGAAGUUGGGAUCUUUGAGUACGACGGAACCUGGAUAGCUGCGAACCUCAAAAUCACACUCCCAACACCAGAGAGUCACCCUGAUCUUGCGCUUUGGGCUGCCGGAUACGACCAAGAGUCCGUAUUUGACCUUUUCUGGCCCCAAAAUUGGCAUUUCUGCCGUCCCCCGGGGAGACCCGUGGCCUGUGGCCGGUUCGGUCCGCUUGAGGAUCGGCUCUGGCGCCAUGAGUUUGCUGUUCCGGAGUGGGACGAUUCGAUGGAUGCUCUUUCGAUGUUUUGGGAUCAUCUAUCUCCGAUCAUUACCAGGAACAUUGAGCCGUCUUAUGGCGCAAGGCCGGUGGAGGUGACAUUUCCCUCUGACUGCAUCCAGGUCCUCCGCUGCCGGCCGUUCCAAUUUAGCCACCGGGUAGUCAAUGCGUGGUUUGCCAACCGCACUGUGCUGAUUGGGGAUGCGGCACACGUCUUUCCGCCCUUCGGUGGACAGGGCGUGGCAGGUGGUGUUCAGGAUGCUGUUGGGCUGGCCUGGCGGCUAGCAAUCCUUACUAAGAUGGGCACUCUAUCGUCCUCGAUUACCUGCCGUAAUUCUCUUCUACAGGCAUGGGCAGCUGAACGGCGGAUGGGCAUCGACAAUUCGGCACGUUUGACCCGUCAGAACGGCGAGUUGUGUAAUAAAGAGGCUUCUUUCAAGGGACACCUACAGCUGGCUUGCGUGAAGAUUGCUCAGGCUUUCCUGAACGGGCUUGGUAUGCGACUUCCGCUAGUUGAGGCAGACAGCCGGGGCUACAGUGGCUGUGGCAGAGGCACUUUCCUUGCCGAAUUUGGCGGGGGAAUUAAACUGGGCCAGAUCUACGUGCAGGUCCGCGUCCCAAAUCUUCCGACGCUCAGGAUUGAACUCUCGGAUCAGACACUGCGGCGCGCCCCCACAGUGCUGACGCUUCUCGUUAUUCAGCACACUCGGUGUCAUGAGGGACAGAGCUUGGUUGAUUUACGACAACUCCUUUCUCGGUCUGGGGUUAACUCUUCGAUAUUGUCGGAUAAGUCAAUCGUGCAGUUUGAUCCUGAGGGGUCGUCGAAUAUCGAAACGGGCACGGGCCGUUGGCCCGUCUGCCGUGCAGCCCCUACCGAUCUUCUUGCCGGAUAUCCCCUGCGCCUGGGAUAUAACCCUGAUCAGUUCCUGCACCGCCUUGGAGAUUCGCGUGCACGAUACGUAAUCGUCCGACCAGACCAUAUUAUCUUCGCGACAAGCAAGGACCUUAACGGUCUAAGAAAGUGCUUAGAGGAGGUGAAAUCCAGCAUCCCUUAA
Penicillium subrubescens is the source of this 1782-nucleotide messenger RNA. RefSeq names its product putative monooxygenase. NCBI's taxonomy places the organism in Eukaryota, Fungi, Ascomycota, Eurotiomycetes, Eurotiales, Aspergillaceae. Gene Ontology annotation, molecular function: FAD binding. Bases 1 to 1782 code for a protein of 593 amino acids. The transcript is spliced from 3 exons. The record is from RefSeq and is a predicted model, not a curated record.